AUGAGCGAUAUCGAAAGAAAACUAGAGCUUGAGUGGCAGAGGCUGAACGACGAAGAGCAACAACUUGAAGCACUCCUAUCAGUUCUCUCCGGCGAGUUGAGAAAACUAAAGGAAGACGAGCGCGCAAUCAGAAGAGCCCUUGCCCGCGACGCCGAACCUCCGAAAAGUCAAAAUCCUGACCCAAUCUCUUCCUCAAAGGAUGCAGUGCCAACCCGACCUUCCCUCUCUAUCAACAGAACGCCGCAGCCUCUCACCGUCCAAGUUCCCUUCACAGGAUCUAGGCCGGUAAGUUUACGCGGGUUAGCGGCUCCGAUGGGCCAGAAUGUCAGGAAUUUGAAAAUGAGCGUCGGAACGAAUGGACGAAAAAGGUCAUUUUCGGGCUUCGAUGAGCCAAUUGACAUUGAUCAACCCGGCCCAUCCGGCAUCAAGAACCACGUGAUUCUCCUCUCCGACUCUGAGGAUGACCCAGUUAUUCAAGAACCGACCAUUCCACCUCCAAACAAGCACAAAAAGAUCCAGCCAAACGAAGAUGGUAUCAUUGAGAUUCCAGACGACGAAGACGAGCCUCAAGUCCGCGGCUCAAUCAAGAUAAAAGAUCGCGUCAGCCAAAUCCAUCCUCAUAUCAUCAGCGAUCCGCUUCCGGUCGCUCAAAAAUUCGCUGCCACCUUCAUGGGCUUUUCUGGGCUUAGAUUGCUCGGCUCGGUGCGCGAACCACUGCCAAUGCCGCCCCCUCAUUUCAAGCGCCCGAAAAUCCUACUAAGAGACAAUGUGAAGAAAGAAAAUCUAAGUGAAGAAGAAGACGAAAACGAGGACGAGUCAUUUUCUUGCGGCAUUUGUAUGGAAUCGUUGUCAGACAUUAAAAAAGCUGGAAAGAAAGUCAUGACAACACCAUGUGGCCAUCCUUUUUGUAACGGCUGCCUUGAAAUGUCCGCCAAAUCGGGCAAUUACGAUCGCCUGCCACAUCCACAAUCGAAAGUUAACCAUUGCCCAAAGUGUCGGAAGCUUUACGCGCUCAAGGACCGUAUCGAACUUUAUCUUUAA
Molecule: messenger RNA, 1041 nt
Organism: Oikopleura dioica
Lineage: Eukaryota; Metazoa; Chordata; Appendicularia; Copelata; Oikopleuridae
Source: the annotation of a GenBank genome assembly